ACCAGAGUAUUUCCACAGCACGAGAGAGAGAGAGUGAAAUACACCAGAGUCAAACCGCAGAGAGAGACGCACAUAUGAGCACAAGCGGAGCAGUUUUUCAAUGAAUGACCCAUCAUCAUCAUCAUCAUCAGCAGCAGCAGCAGCAGCAGCAGCAUGCGCUUCUCAGCCACGCCUGCCCUGAACAACACCGCAAACUAGGAUACAAGGUCCCCUGGUGGGCUGGUUCCUCUCCGUCUUGCUUCACCUCCUUUAUUUCUUCUCCUCCUCUGAACUCUGAAGCCCUUUGAGGAGCCAGGUCAUGGCACCGUUUUCCUCUCCCAUCCUCCUCCUGUCUCUCAUCCUCUUCCUUUCUCUGCCUCCAUCCUGUUCUCCUGAAUCCCAGUGGGAAGAACCGUCUCUCCAGCCCUCCGUCGCUCCAGAAGCUCCAUCAGAGCUCUACAGUAACCUGACCGAUGACAGCGACGGCGCCGCACCGAAAAAAAAGUGCAACCAACUGGUGGAAUGCAAUCCUGGAAUCCUCUUGCCCGUGUGGAAGCCCAUCAAUCCCAGUCUGGGAGAGCAGAUUGUCCGGGCCGUCGUGUAUUUCGUCUCUCUCAUGUACAUGUUUCUGGGAGUGUCAAUCAUCGCUGAUAGGUUCAUGGCAUCUAUAGAGGUCAUCACGUCACAGGAGAAAGAGGUGACCAUCACAAUGCCAAAUGGAGAAACAUCCGUGGCCACCGUGAGAAUCUGGAACGAAACCGUGUCAAAUUUGACCCUGAUGGCACUGGGAUCAUCCGCCCCUGAAAUCCUCCUGUCAGUCAUUGAGGUGUGUGGUCAUGGGUUUAAAUCCGGUGAGCUGGGUCCGGGCACCAUCGUUGGCAGCGCUGCUUUUAAUAUGUUUGUGAUUAUUGGAAUCUGUGUGUGGGUGAUUCCUGACGGCGAGGUGAGGAAGAUCAAACAUCUGAGAGUCUUCUUCAUCACCGCCUUCUGGAGUAUCUUUGCUUACAUCUGGCUCUACCUGAUCCUGUCCAUCAUCUCACCUGGAGUCGUGGAGGUAUGGGAAGCUCUGGUCACUCUCUGCUAUUUCCCCGUUUGUGUGAUUCUGGCCUGGAUCGCUGACCGGCGCCUCCUUUUCUACAAAUACAUGUCCAAGCGCUACCGUGCCGACAAAAGGACAGGGGUUGUUGUGGAGACCGAGGGGGACAUGACCCCCAAAGGUAUGGAGAUGUUGAUGGAUGGCAAGUUUCCACUGAGGGGCGGAGCCAUAGGGAUCGGGACACAGGAACAUUGCCAGGAUGGAACCGGCAACACAACAGGCACCAUGGCAACUCUACCCAACUCCAACAGCACGACCGUUUACAUGGAUGGUGCCAAGGACCUGGACGAGAGCCGUAAAGAAGUGAUCCGUAUCCUGAAGGACCUGAAGCAGAAAUACCCAGAUAAGGAGUUGGAUCAGCUGGUGGAAUUGGCCAACUACUACGCCCUCCUCCAUCAGCAGAAAAGUCGUGCCUUUUACCGUGUCCAGGCCACGCGCAUGAUGAUUGGGGCCGGUAAUGUGCUGAAGAAACAUGCAGCAGAUCACACUCGCCGUGCUGUUGUGGCAGGCUGCGAUGAGGCUUCAGAGGAGGAUGACCUGGCCGUCUGCAGCCGCAUCUCCUUCGAGAGAGCACACAGUCAGUGCAUGGAGAACUGCGGCACCAUCAUGAUACCCGUGGUGUGUCGAGGAGGCCUGGGAGAGAGCACUUUCUACGUUGACUACUGUACGGAAGAUGGCACAGCCAAUGCCGGCUCAGAUUAUGAGUACUGUGAAGGGACUCUGGUGUUCAAACCAGGAGAAACCAGGAAAGAAAUUAAGGUGGGCAUCAUCGAUGAUGACAUCUUUGAGGAAGAUGAACAUUUCUUUGUGCGUUUGCUGAACCUGCGUGUUGGUGAUGCGGUGGGUAUGUUUGAGAGUGAAGAAGCGGAUCAGGCUCCCAAGGCCCGGCUGGUGGAACCGCUGAUGGCCACGGUCACCAUCCUGGACGAUGACCACGCAGGGAUCUUCACUUUCACAGACCGCCUGGUGCGAGUGAGCGAGAGCGUGGGAACCAUGGAGGUAACGGUGGUCCGGAACUCUGGCGCUCGCGGAACCGUGAUUAUUCCAUACCACACGGAGAAUGGGACGGCCCAAGGGGGAGGGGUCGACUACGAGGACACGCACGGAGAGCUGGAAUUCACCAACGACCAGACAACUCAGACCCUUCAGGUGAGGAUCACUGAUGAUGAAGAGUACGAGAAACAUGAGAAUUUCUUCAUCGUUCUUGAGGAACCGCGCUGGCUGAAGAGAGGAAUCUCAGCCCUGCUGCUGAACCAAGAGGAUCCGGAGGGGCAGUUGAGUACGGAGGAGGAGGAGGCCAGGAAGAUAGCAGAGAUGGGGAAACCUGUUUUGGGGGAGCAUAGCCGGCUGGAGGUGGUGAUCGAGGAGUCAUAUGAAUUUAAGAGCACCGUUGAUAAACUGAUCAAGAAGACUAACCUGGCGCUGGUGAUCGGCACUCACUCCUGGCGAGAGCAGUUCGUGGAGGCCGUGACCGUCAGCGCAGGUGAUGGAGAUGAAGAUGAAGAGGAGGGUCGAGAGGAGCGUCUCCCGUCCUGCUACGAUUACGUCAUGCACUUCCUGACGGUGUUCUGGAAGGUUCUGUUCGCGUUCGUUCCGCCCACAGAGUACUGGAACGGCUGGGCCUGCUUCGUGGUGUCCAUCAUUGUAAUCGGCCUCCUCACUGCCAUCAUCGGAGACCUGGCGUCACACUUCGGUUGCACCGUGGGCCUCCGGGACACCGUCACCGCAGUGGUGUUCGUGGCUCUGGGCACUUCUAUCCCAGACACAUUUGCCAGUAAAGUUGCCGCUACUCAGGAUCAGUAUGCAGACGCCUCUGUGGGAAACGUCACGGGCAGCAACGCAGUCAAUGUGUUUCUGGGCAUCGGCGUGGCCUGGUCCGUGGCGGCCGUGUACUGGGCCGUCCAGGGCAAGCGCUUUUACGUGGAUCCUGGCUCGCUGGCCUUCUCUGUCACCCUCUUCACUAUUUUUGCCUUCAUCUGCAUGGGGGUGCUGCUGUUCCGCCGCCGGCCGUCUAUCGGCGGAGAGCUGGGCGGCCCUCGGGUCCCGCGCCUGCUCACUACGCUCCUCUUUCUGGGUCUGUGGUUCCUCUACAUCCUCUUCUCCAGCCUUGAGGCCUACUGCCAUAUCAAGGGCUUCUGAACGGCCCUGUAAAGGAGAAACGGGGAGCAAACACUUGUUCCGACACACACUUAUAUCUACAAACAGGCUUGAUAAACUACAUACAUCAACAAAAGUUUGCGCACACACUUACAAAACACUUAUGAAUCGCUGAAUGCACUAAUGCAAAUAAUUCAGCUUAGAUGAGACCUAGAAGAGAAUCUGAGGUGAAAGAGAAAAAGAGAUGGAUGAUGCUGGAGAGAGAUGAAAGAUGAGGAGUUUGUAAAAAAAGGAAGCAAAGCAUGUAGCAACAGAGAGGGCAAAGAUGAGCGCGAUGUACUAUAAAGAGGGAGCGAUGCUGUAAAAUAGUCACACUUCUAUCUUGUUGUCUCGCACUGCAGACAUUGUCACGUAAUAGGUCUUUUUAUGGUUCAAGGGCCCAGUAACUCAGAGUUAAGAUAAAAGAUGUCUUCAGAACUCUAGGGACGGUAUUUUAGAUGCUAAUGAAAAUGCACCAGCAGUUGGGCUGCUUAACUGAUCAGCAGUUUCGCUUGCGAUGUGCAUCAUUCUGUACUAAAGCAGUCAUUUAUGAUUGUUGCUUGUACAAUAUGACUACAAUAUGAGUUCUUGAGUAAAAGCAAGACGGUCUGAAAGUUGUGUAACAUAGUCUUCAAGCAUGUAAAAUUACAUUAGAUCCUGCAAUGAAUAUGCACAGCAGGAUAUGAUGUCAUGUUCUAGGGCUUCUUAUUUGUAUAAAUAAUAAUGCAGUCUAGUGUGACUGGACCUAACUUCGAAUAGUUCCAUAUAAACCCAAGCAAGCCAUUUCGCUAACGUUGCCAAUUUUUCACCUGCUUGAUGUCAGAAAUGAGCAAACACAAAGUUAAUAGUAAUGUGAAGGGAAUGCUUAAUAAUGAAAUAUUUGUUUCGCAAAAAUAUUGUCCUCAAUUAUGUCAAAUUAAGACAAUUUAUUAGUGCAGGUGACACACCAAGCAAUCCAAGACUUUCAAUUGUGCCCUGAAAUGACAAAAAUAUAUUGCAUAAAUGUUAUUUAUGGUUAAUAAUUAUACUUAAUGUAAACAUCUGGUUUCAAAAUAAUAUAAAAAAUAAUUAUAUUAUACUCAAAACAUUUAUUCUGAAAAUAUGAAAUAUUGGCUAGUUUAUCAGCUUUGUUGGUACGUAAAUCUACCGCUGAUGUCUAUACAUUCUCAUAAUCUCCCUUUUUCAGACACAAUUGUGCCCUACAAUAAAAAUAAGAAUAAUAAUUUACGAUCACAGCAAAAUAGUCGUGAAAAUAGUCUGGCCUAAAGGGAUAGUUCACCCAAAUGAAAUCUGUCAUCAUUUACUCUUGCUCCAAACCUGUAUGAUAUUUUGAAGUACAGUAUGUUGGUAACCAAACAGUUGUUGGUAGCUAUUGACUUCCAUAGUAUACAAUAGUAUUUGUUUCCAUACUAUGGAAGUCAUAAGCUACCAGCAAAUGUUUGUUUCUCAACAUUCUCCAAAAUAUUUUCUUUUGUGUUCAACAAAAGAAAGUAAUUGAUAAGGUUUGGAACAACUGGAGGGUGAGUAAAUGAUGACAGAAAUACUGUAUCCCUUUAAGACUAGAAGAAUGCAGCAGUAGCUCAUGGACAGAAGAUUAUUUGAAGAUGGAAUAAGAACGUUAUCUAUUAGAAAAGUUUUCAGAGACUCAAUAUUCUGCUAGAUUAACCUUCAUCCUCUGAUUGGGUUUAACAAUUGAGUGUUCACCUGAGUCACACUGAAUCCAGACACUUACAUUUAUUUUCACAUGAAUACCUAUUCUACACCUCAACAAUCCCUCUAAUUCAACAACACAUCUUAUCACAAUGACUGGGAUCUUCUAAAAUGGAACACUGGACAUCAUAAUGAUUUGAAUCUUCAGUUGUUACAUUCAUUCUGAAACGGAACACUGGACAUCAUAAUUAUUUGAAUCUUCAUUUGACACAUUCAUUGUACACUUUCGCUCCCUAGAGACAAUGGAACUCCUCUUUUAAAAGUGUCAAUGUAAAAAUUCCACCGGAAAACACUCGCCGUCAUCUCCAACAGUCAAGCGUCAAGCCACUGGGAUGUACGCAAAACAUAGUAGUGUUCAGAGUAUGCUAGGAAUAAAAGACAUCUCCGUCGAUGCUUGCAGUGACUGAAUGGGUACCAUCAAAGUAACUCUUAAUACAAGUUUAUUAGAAGAGCAAAUUAUUUGGGUGUCAACUUUACUACGGUGCAAAAACUGAAGCGUGUUCACUGUCAUUCGAUGCAUCCAAUGACUUUACAAGUUCUCAUAACGAAACACUAAAGUCAAAAUGUCACUGUACAGUUUCUCUCUCCAUUGUGUUAACCUGUCUGGGGCGUCUUAAUCUAGAACAGUUAAGAGCUGCGCAGUGAUUGGUUAUUUAUAAACUCAUUAACUGGUUAGUCCACUUAUUAUGUGUGGAGCUGAAAGCUGAUUGGUCCCUGACAGAUUCACAAUAAAAUGUUGUUUACUCGUAGAGCACUCAGGAUUGUGUGUAUAUGUACGUUAAGGGGAUUCCAAGCAUUUUUAUGUCGUCAGCUCAUCUGUCCGGUCCGUAGAUGUUUGUGUAAAGCUGUAUGGUGUGUGUACUGUGUUCUCCUGCUAUACUUUAGGGCUGGAUUUGUCUGUGGUCUUGUCAAUCGAAAUGCAUGAUGGAGUACAUAUUGGCAGAUCUAUAACGGCAUGCUUUGACUGAAGACAUGCAUGAAUUUGAAGUUUACAGUGUUUGUUACUAAAAGGGACAACAAUGAUGGCUGCCUAUGUCAGAUCUCUUUUAUAAUAUUUUGGUGAGAGAUAAGUACUUAAAAGAAUUGUUCACCAAAAAAUAAAAAUUUUCUAAAAAAAAAAAUGUGCUCACCCUCCGGCCAUCCAAGAUGUAGAUGAAGUUGUUUCUUCAUCAGAUUUGGAGAAAUGUAGCAUUCCAUCACUUGCUCAUCAA
This is a messenger RNA of Cyprinus carpio (common carp), 6132 nucleotides long. RefSeq names its product sodium/calcium exchanger 2-like. Gene Ontology annotation, cellular component: postsynapse; axon; sarcolemma. The record is from RefSeq and is a predicted model, not a curated record. NCBI's taxonomy places the organism in Eukaryota, Metazoa, Chordata, Actinopteri, Cypriniformes, Cyprinidae. Gene Ontology annotation, molecular function: calcium:sodium antiporter activity. Gene Ontology annotation, biological process: calcium ion import across plasma membrane; cell communication; sodium ion transmembrane transport.